AAGGGAUGAAAGUGAAAAAGGGAAGACAGCAGGCAAAAUUUGCCCCAAUGAAUUGAGCUGCUUGCAGAUUUAUGUGGUUUUGUGGUUAUCAUUAUGCAUCAACCAAAGGAGAUGGGGAGACUCGAGCAAUGCGACGCCCAAGCGUGAGUGUGCCUGCGUUUAUCUGUGUAUGCAUUGCAGCGCACUUUUAUUCUCCCUCAGCACGUUGCCCAUGUCUCCUCCAAAGCAAACUAACUUCUGAAUUUGACAGAACCCUCGCCUGUGGUGAGGUAACAUCCACCAACAUCCACAAUACAUUUUUCCAAAGUCUAUCUACCUAGCACUGCUGCUUGAGAGAAGAGAGGAUUAGACCACCCAGCACUGGGUAGUCAAAGCACCGCUUUGAUGUGGCACGAGCAUAUGUGCAGUGCAUGGGUACAAUCUCUGCUAAAACACACUCGCAAAACACAGUUUUACUGCCUCCUGUGCGGCAUCAUUACUCCUCGUCAGUGGAGCGGUGGGAUGCUCAAAAAGAGAAGGAGAGGGAGAGCGAGAGAGACACAGCCACCUCCUGUGCCAGGCACUGCCAGGCUGAAAUACUGGAGCCGUAUGGUCACCCUAAGGGAGGGGAAACCUGCCCGGUCUAACCACAUCUCAAUUAACCAAUUAAGUUCAAAAGUUAACAGGGUACUAAUUAGAGAAUAGUGCUGAAUCCUUGUUUUAAUCUGUCUUUUUUCCCCACUACGAGGCAUGUCUGUGUCCGUGACCUGGCUGGCUGAGCUUUGCCUGCGUCGGCUGAAACAUGGCACGCAAGCUGCCGUUAGUCACCCAUCCAUCCCCAUGGCCAGAACAUAAAACCAAUGGAUUUAGAAGGAUCAGUCAUCAGCUGUAAAACAAACCAGAUUCAGAGCAUUCCAUCUGAUCUUUCCAGUGGAACAGGAGGACCAUGAAAAUCCCAUUUUUGGAUCUAGAGUUUUUAGAGACCUGUGAGUGAAUAUUCACAAAUGAAGGAUAAUUUUUAGUCAUAGCUAACGUGGCUGUUUCCUGCUCAUCCGGCUUGUAUUUGUUCCUGCAGAUGGGCUUUAAUGGAUGCCAAAUGGGAGGUUUAGUGCCUCACUAUUGGCCUGUUGGAGUCUCUUUUUAACACCAUCAUAUUAAAUGACUUGCGUUUAGGACUCGAGGCUACGGCGUGCUCCUGUCGUUGACAAUAUGCCUCGGGCAGAAAGUGUUUGUAACACACCGCUAAAAGUAUAAAUUUUAUCCCCGCAUUAAAGGAGGAGAAGAGGGGCUGCUAUAUUGGCUGCUACCACCAAUAAAAAGAUAUGUGGGCUGUAUGACACAAUUGUAGUAAGGCUGCUUUGAGCCCCGGAGCCAAACAUGGUGUGUUUGGAAUCAGGCUGACAGCUCGAUAUAAAGAGAGGUGAGAAAGCCUUCUUUGACUCUGCUCUGCUUUCUACCAGGGAAUUAUUAUUUUUUCUGUCUGUUUGUUUUUUGGGAUUGGGGGAGUGGUGGUAUUUAAUGACCCAUGCAAUUCAAGCUCCUGAAUGAUUGGUCGGAUGAUUAGCUGUUUGUAUUUCUGAGUGUGUGCGUGUGUGAAUGAGGAAGAGGGUGAAAAAAGUCUUGGAUGUCAGAAAGCAGUUUGAGGGGUGAAGGACUCCCUUGCUGUAUGCGAGGCCCUGGAGGAUUCCUCCCCUCUUCCUCUCUUCCUCCUCCUCCCUUGUUCGCCCCCUGAAUCUCAUCUCUUCCUCUGUGAGAUCCACAAUGCUGGGAAGAAAUGUGUCAUUAACAGGGGAGACCAAAAUAAUGUUUAUGGGCUCAAGCAGCACUGAAAUCAUUUUCCAUAUCAGUGCAACUGCAUGGGCCCUGUGGGGGAGUAAAUCUGAUUUUCUCCUCCCUGUGCCAAUGGGAAACAUCAUGGGAAAGAAAACAGAUUGGAUUGUUAGAGAGAUGGCCUGACGCAGCUGUGGGCGGCUCUUUUUGUGUUUGGGUGUGCUGCUGCUGUGUGCAUAUAUCAUAAAGACAGGAUCAACCAGAGAAGGGAAGAGAAUGAGAGAAGGCAAAAUAAAAAUGUGGAUGUUAGCGGGAAUGUGUGGAUGAGAGAACGAGCCCCACUAUGGGAAUCGCAAUUUCAUGCCUCGGGAAUGCAACAAACGACCCUCGUGGAACAAUGGGUCAGUUAACAAGCACAGUCACCAGUUUGGUCUGGACACAUAUCAAAUGGUCCCUCCACAACGAUGAUGUCGCUGUCCUGUAUAAGUUACAAGCAGCAAAGUACUUCUAACUAAAUCUGAUGCCUUUUAUGCCCGUUCCAUAAGAAACACUUGCAUUUUAUCCACUUAGCCAAGAGGGGAAAAAAAGGAAUAGGUUUAGUAAAGCGUGGAGGGAAGUUUAAUAAACUAAAAUGCUGACGGAAAUAACUAUGUGCUUUGAGAGAAAACACUUCGUAAUGAGAAAACUGCUUGAGUAAUUUGCACUUCCUGUUACAUCAUGAACACUUAAGUUCUCACAGAAAGGACAGAAAUGAGCAAAAGCAGAAUGCAGUGAUUUCGUGUUGUGGUUUUCUUGUAUGUUCUCUUAAAUCUCUGUUGUGGGACUAGGUAAAGAGAGUGUGCAUGUGUGGGUGAGUAUAAAAGGAAGGUAAUGGGCCUUGAGCUCAUUUGGCCUGGCCUGGUGCUGUUGCUGUUUCGAAUCUGUCCUCCCACCUUCCGUGUCCCAGGCCUGGAAUGUCUUCUUGUUCUCCACAGAUGAGGCCAGUGACUCAGCAAACAACUGCACUUUCACAUGGCUCACAGCAAGCGCGCUUAAACAAGGGUCUAAGUGACGAGCCCAAACCUUUGCCUGAGGCCAUUAAUAUUUUAAUAGCAUUAAACAGUGAGUAGCAUUAAACCUUAGCGCUGCACUUUACCCUUCAUCGCCCCACUCUUACCCCAGUUUUUUACUCCGCUGUGGCUCUCACCUGCAAUCUUCACCGCUUAGCACAAUCUCACUUUGACAGUCAGAGGUCUGAUUGUCUCUUAAACAACACUUCCUGGCCCGCUCCCCAGAAAAUAGCCAUGUGUCUGUGUCUGUCUUCUUUAUUUACUUUGCCCAUAACACACCUCUUCAGUGGGAACUCUAUCAGACAUUGCUAUCUCUUUCUGUUGGCCCCCUCCUGCCCCUCACACCACUGUUGGCACAGCAGCUAUGGAAAUGAAGAGGAAGCUCCUUUUUGAUAAAAAUAAACCUUUCUGAAAAAGAGCUUCAUGAAUGAUUAAUUGUGAUAAACCUGACGUGCUGUACUCCUUGAAAUGGCAGCCUGGCCAGGUACCUAGACACAUGUGAUGCUGGCUUUUGCAGUUUUGCAAACUGCUGUAUAAACAGUGAAAAGGUUCGAGGAGUAGAAUAGAUAAAGAGAGACACUGGUGGCAUGUGUGCACAUUUGCUCCCGUUUUCUCUUUAGCGUGGCAUGUGUGGCUCCAUUGUUAUUUUCGGGCUGCCUGCCAAACUUGAGUGAGCCAGUUGGUCUAAUUUGUUUAGGAUUAGAAUCUCUUAUCCAUAUCAUGUCGACUUCUAUAUUGUAUAAACAGCUGCGUGAAGUGGCAGGGGUUCUUCAGCUGACCUCCCCAGGCCAAUUUUAUUUGCAUUGUACUCAUGCAAAGAAUUCCCAGAAUCCCUUUUUACCCUGUCAUCACUUCAGUAGUGAGAGAGUGGCUGACCACGAAGCCACUCAGCAAACACAGGCUGUCAACUUGAGCGAGACGACCACCAUACGGAUGCACAAUCGCGCACACAAAGGAUCACAUAUGUUCAUAAACACACAUGCGCGCACACACAUACUCCCACACGCUCUCUGCUGAUUUCACUUUGAAAGUUUCUCACAGUUCCUCGGUAUCUUAUCUACUCUAAACUCUCACCCCUUUCCCCUCCUCUGGAUGUUGGAUGUAGUAACGAGGCUUUCACUCUCUUCCGCCAUCCAUUCUUAUAACUGGUUCUCUUUCUCCCACCCCCACACUGACCACAUCCACUAAACUCACUCCACAGGCACGCAGUGUGGAGAGUGUUGGAGGCGUCCGCUGCUGGCACUUUCCCCCACCCCUGCACUGGGCCCAGGUCCAGGACUGGACUGCCUGCUCGCUCUCUCACUCUUUCUCUCCCUCACUUCAGUAUACUUCUGAUCCUACUGCAGUAGCCCACUCCCCCAGUCCCACCAUCAAGCCUCACAUCAACACGAAAAGAAAAAAGUCAGGGGGGUGGGAGUUUGUAAAGCAGGGGGCAAGUUAAGAAGAAGAAGGGAAAAAAAAACUUGCUACAGUUGUUUCUGAAGUGAGGAGGAAUUUGGCUACCAGUUGCACUAAUGUUUUCAAGAUGACUUUGACUGUUUGAAGGAAAUCCCCCCACUUUAGUAGCCAUUUGAAAUUCCUUCUGUGUUUUAUUGUGAGGAAGUAGGUGCUGGGUUAGUCAGCGGCCCUCCAGGGUAGCAGUGCAGUCUGUCUGGGGCUGCUGAUGUGUACAGUUGCCCAAUCCAGUCUGUGUUACUGGAGGGUCAAAAACUAAGUCCUGUGUUUGAGUGAAUGUGUGUGUGUGGAAAGUCUGGCUGGCUUCUUCUUGGGCGUCUGAAUUCCUGGGCAGAACAUGGAACUACAUUAGUAGGAAACUCUGAUGAAAAAGACACUGAAGUGGGAGUGAAGUUCGCUUACCAACGAGCAUCCUGCUCAGUAUGUUUUUACUUGGUAAGUAACUCUUCAAAUGUCUGUUUCUUCCUUGCUGUUUCCUACUUUCAUUGUGGGUUCUUUCGUAAACAAGUGCUAAAGAAACAAGCUGCUAUAAUUUACAGCUAAACACAGAAAAUCUUAAAUGUCUGAUAUAAAAUAAAACCUAGCUUACCAGUAUAUGUUCAGUCGCGUUUUCUUUCUGUGUUAAAGCAGUGCCAGUAACUAGCAGCUCCUGGAAGAAGUACGUUUAUAUUUAUUUUCCCUUGAAUCACCAAUCUGAUGUUAAUUUCAUUCAUUUAAGACAAGAAGGGGAGUGUGUAUUUUCUGUCAGAGGACAUGACUGAGAGAGUGAGAGAGAGUACGUGGGCUAUGAUUAUUCAGGGUGUGUUGAGGAACCUGGCUGCCACAUGGCACUGACCGUUCACUGAGCGACCUAAACUGCUCACAGACUCUCUGAUACGAGCUCUUAUAAACUGGUCGUGUGUCUGUGUGUUUUUAUUCUCUGGCAUUUCUUCUUCUGCUUCUUGCCUCCACUCUGUGGCACUUGGUGAUCACUGAGCUGUGGAGAGCAGGUUGAUGCAGUCACACCUGCAAUUUUCUUUCUGUCUCUCUUCUCCUCUUGUCACCAUCACUCUCACUUCUCAUUGUGCGUCUGGCUUCUUUGUCUAGACGACACGUCCAUCCGUCCCUUCGGGCUGCGGUCUGUGAAUAAGACGGAGGGCUUUAGACUGCCUUGGCUUGUUUUUCAAGAGCAGACAGAGAAAUAUGAUCCAAGGUGAAAUAAAUGUACUUCUUCUUCUUCUUCUUAAAGGCGUAGUUGUAGAUCCACAUGUGCUCCGUCACAUGCUCAUAAACACAAGCGCAUGUGGAUGGGCGUCUGCCUCUUCGGGAGAAAUUUUUGAUCUGAUUCCCAGCGUUGAAAAGAACAAGAUGUUGUGGGUGGGCGCUUGUUGUCUUCCUAGCUAUUUUUUUUUCCUUUUACCCCAUCACUUUGUGGUCCACAUGCAGAUGAGAUUGUAUUAUGCCUCGUUAAGGCCCCAAAUUACCCUGAGUCGUAUGAUGACAUCACAUCCCUCCCCUCAGCUUGAGAACUGAAACCUGUUUAAAUUCACUGGACGAGUGUGUUUGAUUGCAACUGUGACCUAGGUGGGGUUUCAAGGUAGACUGUCUGUUCUUGCUGAGCAGCAUGCUGACCAACUGCAUCUGCCCACUGCUGUUGUAAUGGCUCGUAUUCAGCCUCCUUGCCUCGAGCGCUGUUUCUCUUUCGUUCCCAUGACAACUGGGCCUUCGUUCUCCUAGCUACGCCUCCCUGCCUGCUGCUCACUCCGUGCCGCCCUCAGGGGCCCAUGCCUGGGCCCACAUUAUUGUGUGUGCAUGCAUGUAUAUUUUUGUUGUUGCACGCAAACUGGGCUCCUUCACCCUUGCACACCAACGCCGGAGCAAAACAGUAGCACUAGUUAACACCUCCACCUCCGGAGGUUCUGCGGUAUUUGUGUCUGUCUCUCUGGAUCUAUGCGAACACAACUGUGUGAGUUCGAGUGUUGGGAUGUGAUGUUGAGAUGUCAGGAAGGGAGGUGGGUUUCCCCUUAUCCCGGUGUCCCCUUCUCCUUUAAUUCCCUAAUAGGAUUAAUCUUCAUCUCUGUCAGGGAUCGGUGCCGAUUAGGAUGCACAUGACCCGAUUUUCUUAAGAGCGCAUACAACUGCACUGCUGGCACCACUUAGGAACUGGAGAAAUAAAUAAACACAGUUUAGAGAAAACACACAGGCACAGAAAACAUAACUUUUACAAGGAGGCGGUGGAGCAACGGCUAAGUCACUAUUUAUUACACCACUAAAACUGUAAUAGUAAGUCGAGCAGUGGUGCCGUCAUGGCUCAGACUUUUAUUCCACUUGUUCUGCACUGCUUUAGUUGGCAUCUAAAGUGAAAGAAAGGUGUAAGACCAGCCCACUUUUAUAACCUGUGUGCUUUCUCACCUACACCUCUGAUUCAUUAGGAUUUAAAUGGGUUCAGGGAGGGCAUCGUAUUAACACAGUGUGAGUGGAGUUUGUGUUUUCUAAACAAGAGUAUGAAAAUUUGAGAAAAAAAAAGCAGGAAUUUGUGUGGCGUCAUGUACAGCAUAUUUUCAGUAGGAGGCAAAUAUAACACUGAGGGAGAGGUCAUUUAGUGUGAUUGACAGGUUGAGGAGUCUGCCAACUCUCACCUGCUACAGUUCACAUCAGAGCGGUGCUCAGUCCUUCACCAAGUGAAGAUGCCACGGCCAAACUGGACCACUGGAAGGUCUGAUUUGGUUGUGCUGUGGGAAGGGCUUGUGGUUUGAUUUGAUCCAAGACCCUUCUGAGGUUCAUUCAAUCCCUUUCUCCCUGAACACAGGCUUAAACUUCAAAGAUCUCCUUGCCCGACAUCUACACAUCCCCUUUUUAUGUAUUGUCCUUCUCCUUUCCUUGUCUUUCUGGCAGAGGCUCUCUCCUCACUGUGUUAAGAGGGGCUUUGCAGCCUCUCUCUGUCACUCUAUGUCUCUCUCACCCUUUCUCCCUCUCUCACUCUGAGGCAAGGCUGUUAAUAAUGCAGGAGGAUUAGCUGAUUUAUGUGAGCCGGAGGCACUGAGGAAAGCUGGGGUUCCUGGGGGCGACAGGCAGAAGAGGGGGGGGGGCAAUGUGUGUGCAGCACGGAGGGCGGUGACAUACAGGAGGCCGACGUGUCUGGAUGAUGAAGGUUGGAUGUGUGCCUGGCAGUGGAUUGAUGGGCAAUUCUUCUGCCUCCUUCAUGGGGACCUUUCUGGCCAGUAGUCUGGGUUCCCCUCCUUCCCACCCACCUCAUCCCUCCCGGCCGCCCUCCUCGCCCUCUUCGCCCUCCUUCCGUGGCGGACCCCACUCGAGCGCCUCGCAAAUCUGGUUUCCCCAUUCGCAUGAAGCAGGUCCAGGGUAUCCUCGAUUCUCAGGGAGUCUGGCCCACACGUUCCUUCCUAUGAGCCACUUGGAUCACCAUGCCAACAGUGGAGUUCUCUAUGGGCAACACCGUUUCUAUGACACACAAAAAGAGAACUUCUACCUUCGAGGUCUCCCAUCCCAGCCACCUCUCAUCUCAGCCAAUCAUAGUCUGCCACCAAUGUCUCGGGCAGGUUCAGGACACACUCAGGGGUCCUGCAGCAGAGACAGAGAUCAAGGGGUAGGCACAGGCAUACAUAAGGGUCUUAAAGAGGGGUCUGUGGAAAGAGGAGUGGUAAAUGUCAAGGACAAGGAGAGAUCCAGCGGGAAACAAGAGGCUAAGGAAAGACAGCAGCAGCAGCAACAGCAGCAGCACCACACUCACCAGCCACCCCAGCCAACACACCACCACCAUUCUCACACUCAUCAGCAGCACCCGCACUAUCCUCAGCACCCACUGCCCCUGGAGGAGGUAAACAGCCGGGCCCUGGAGAGGCAUAAGGCGUCGCUCACGAUGUACAGCAAAGAGCACCCUCAAAGUAUGAGCAAGCCCCUCAGUGCCUGUUUGCACAAUGGCAAGAUGCAAAAUGGAGAUCCAGGAACUGGAGCAGGGGCUAAGGUGUCCAUGUCCAGCUGUGGCGGUGAGGACACAACCCUUCGGGCUAUGGGCGGUGGGGGGAGCAGCCAGAACAGACAUUUGGGGACUAGUGGCAGUGGCCGCUGCACCAAAGAGGGGGUAAGUGGGGAAAUGAGGAUCAGUGAACAACCUUCAGACUGUUUGGAAAGGGGUCAGGCACCACUUCAUCACUCUCUGCCCUACUCCGUACCCCCACCCCUACACAUGAGUUCUGCUACUGGAGGGGCCCAUCCACAUCCUCAUGCUCACCCCCAUACACAUCCACAUCCAGGGGGCUUCCAUUGUCUUCAGCUCCACCCCAGCCACCCACAUCAUUCCCACCACACACACCACCAUCCAGAGUUUUUCUGCCCGCCGCCACCUGCUCCUCUAGCCAACCCUGCCUCGCAUGAGAGGGGGCCAGUCAAUGUGGGGCGAGAACCUAAAGUCACAGGGCCUACAUUUGUGCCAUCUGUGGCAGACGUAGGCGAUAAAUCUAAUGGGCCAUUCCAGCUUAAUAACCCUGACUGCCAGGGUGUGGGUAGCGGAGGAGGAGGCAGCAAUGCCAAGGACAAGACAAUAGAAAAGAAUGGUGGCGGUGGGCACCACAGUAAUUGGCACAGAAAACAACAACAACAACAACAACAACAACAACAGCAACAGCAGCAGCAGCAGCACCCAUACAGAAAGACAGAGAAGGCUCCAGAUUGGAUGCAAUCCCACCAUCAACACCUUCAGUCCUCACAGCUUCCUCCACCUCCCCAGCAACAACCACCACAUUCUCAACAGCAGCAUCAAGUAGUGCGAUCGCGGAGUGCUGAGUGUAUCAACAGUGGUGUGGAAAUGGAUGUGUUCAGACCCUCGCUGCCCCAGGGACCCAAGGCAGGGCACUCGGUCCCUCAUUCUGUAAACACUUCUCCUUAUCGAGACUGUUCCCACCCAGGACCCCCGCCCAACUCUUCCCCACUUGGAAGUAAAAACAUGGGGCAGCACAGUGGAACACAGCACAGUGGUCCCGGAGGUAGCUGCUCUUUACAGAGAGAUGGCCAAAAGGUAGCCAGGAUUCGCCACCAGCAGCAUGGCCGACCUGGCCCAGAGACAUCCUCUGAGUUGAACCAGGGGAAUAGUCAGGAGCUAAAAAGAAAGAUGGACAUGUCUCCUUAUGGUUACAGCAACAGCAGUGGGCAGCAGCACCACCACCAGCAGCCCCCAGUGCCACCCUGGAAUAUGAGGCCUCCUCACCACAUGUCACAACCUGAGGAGGAGCAGAGGAAGUCAUAUAUGGAGUUGGGGAGCACUGGUGGGCAACACUCUCAGCAGCAGCAGCAGCAGCAACAGCAGCAGCAGCAGCCGGGAAUAAGCCUUCCUCCUCCACAGCCCCCCACGGCACCUCCCCUCAGCCAGCAACAGCAGCAACCUGAUCCCCAGGGUCCAACUCAGGGAGAGAGCAGUGCAAUGAAAAGCUUACUAAAGUACAGCAACCAGCAACAACCACUGCUUGUCUCCCAAAAGAAUCCAUUUGGGGGGUUAGGAAAUCUAAAAUCAGGUCCAUCUGGGGGGAGCUGUGCCCUGCAGGGCAACAAACAGACUCUGCCUUCCAGGAAGGGUACGGCUAAUGACAGUGAGCGUCCUGAUUAUAACGGGCGGAGCAGGGACAUGGGGGAGCCAGGUCAUGGCGAAAGUGAGGUGCGGCAGCCGCCAGUGGGAAUAGCAGUGGCGGUGGCCAGACAGAGGGAACCACCUUGUCGUUCAGCUGAAAAUCAUCCGAACAGCCGACAGGGCAGGGUCCAUCCGUCUGUGAAAGGGCAGCCCCGCUCCAUGUAUCUGUCAGAUCCCACCACUGAGGAAGACAGGAAGAGGCUGAGUGAGGAACAAAUAAGUCUCACUUGCUUGGACAGGGAGAGGGAUGCAUAUAUCAGGGAUAACAAAGAAAGGGUGGAAUUUGCAAGGAUCCACCCUUCCAGCAGCUGUCACGGAGACCUUGCCUCUCAUCUCAUGGUCCCAGGCGGGACGUCCCUCCAGUCUGGCCAGUUGGGAGAUCCUGCUGCACAUUCUGCUCACCAUCAUUGGAUGCCAAGAACUGGAAGCCCAUCUCUCUGGAUGACGGGACAUUCUUAUGCAGGUAUAGGUCAUACAACCCUACACCAGAAUUUGCCACCAGCUUUCUCUGCAGCCAUGCCAGGCCCUCUGCAGCCAGUCCUGCCUCUCCCUCAAGACCCCUCUGCCCAACUGGUGGUCUUGCCCUCCGAGCCUCCCACCCAUCCUGCGACCCAUCACCUGGAUGUGAUGGAGCAGCCAGGGCUGUGGCCCCCUGUGUACGGCGCCCGGGGCCCACCCUCCCACAUGCAACAUCCUGCUGUGUACUCCCGAUCCCAGUUUCUACGGCAACAGGAGCUGUACGCUCUCCAGCAGCAUCAACAGCUUCAGCAUCAGCACCAGAGUCACCAGUCGCAGCAAUCACAACUGCAGUCUCAACCUCAGCAGCAGCAGCAGCAGCAGCCACAGCAGCACAGAGCUGCACAUGCCAUGAACAUGCAGCACCAACCCGCUCACAAUGCACAGAUACAGAAGAGAGCAGACGAGCCCUCAGUUGAACUGGAAGAACUCAUUUCAGAGCCAAGAACAUCUAAACCUGCCAAAGCGUACUCUUACAACCCACCGCAGAGGAACACCUCACCCCCUGGGACCUGCACCGCUCACCUGUCCCCUUGUUGUCAGUCCCCUUCGCUGCGACAACAUCCCAAAAGCACUCCUUCAACACCCUGCCCCGCUCCUAGCCCCGUUGCAGCAGUACCUCAUUCACCUGCCAUUAGCCCUGCUCCACCUCAAAUGCUAAAGGUUCCUGAAUCCCAAGACAAGACGGGAGAGGGACAGCCUCCACAGGAAUACCCAGGGUCUCUGGAGCCUGACUUGCCUCCUGGAUACACAUACCCUGCUAUUGCCAUGGACUACAGGAGCGGACCGUCACCUCAGGGUGUUCAGCUGGCUGAGCCAGCUGACCUGGACGCAGUCCAAGUGGAGCCUGCUGAGCAUGCUCCCCAGUCUCUGGCCAGCCUAGGGGAGGAGUUAGACUGUCAAGUGGUAGUCAGACCCCUUCCAGACCCACUCCCACUCAAGGAAGUGGCGCACGAAGAGGAGAACAGAGUGGUUGAUGGAGUUCUGGAGCAGAGGGAUGAGGUGGAAAUAACAGCCGUGACAGAAGCUAACUAUGUCCACAGAGAGGAGGAGCAAGCAGAGGAGCAGGGACAAAUUGCAGAAGAGGUGCUGGUUUGUCCACCUGUUGAGAGUACUGUGUGUGAGGCUCCUUCCUGCCCAGUUUCCAUUUCAACAGAAGAACCUGAUAGGCAAGACGCUGUCAUUACCUUGGAAGAAGAGGAUGAUGAUGAGGUGACGGGUGGGGAGAUUCAGGUGGAGUAUGCUCAAAAGGUCAGCAUGCCUGGAGAGCAAGAGCCAGAGCUGCCCACCAUCAUCGAGCUUGAUCCUGCUUCUCCUGAGUCACAGUCCCCGCCUAAUGAGUGCGCAGAGGACAGUGAGCAGCAGCACGACAACAAGAUGACCCCUAAUGACGCCUCAGUGGAUUCUGUGUGUCUUUCCCCUGCCUCAGCUUCUGCCCCUAGCCCAAGCGAGGAAUCUUUUGCUGUGGCCCCAAAACCUGUUGUGCCCUGCUACUGGAGUCUGGAGCUGCUAAUUGCUGCUGCGUUCUGCACAGAUGUGCCUCCAUUUCCCUUGUUCCCAUAUAGUACACCAUCGGUUGCCCCAUCACAAUGCAACCCACACCAGGGUAUCGAGCUUCUGAGUGAACUAGCGGAUCUGGAGCUGCAGCAGCAAAAGCGCACUUGUGGAAAAAGCCAGGAGGAGGAACUGCUCAUGUUUGACCUCCAAAGCCUUGCCACCCUGGCCACGGCCCGUGCGCUGGAGCUGGGCUCCGAGGAAAGCAGCAGCGCGAGUUCUGAGCGACAAUUUCCAGCCCGCAGGAUCCUCAAUUUACGAAGGAAAUGCACCUGGACACCUCGCAAUGAACCAGUGUGCCCAGCCAAAGUUAGCAUGGAAACAAUGGAUGGUCCAGAGCUUGCAAUGCGUGUGAAAUUGGCUGAGCUACAACGUCGGUAUAAAGAGAAGCAGAAGGAGCUUGCCAAACUUCAGAGGAAGCAUGAUCAUCACAGGAAGGAAGAAACACCUCGCAGCCCAGCACGGCGAGGACCGGGGCGGCCGAGGAAGCGGAAACCCACCCUCACCACAGGUCCAGUGUCCUCAUCCGAGGGCCAAAGAAAAGUCAAAUCGAUGGGGGCAGGGCUUGGCUUGCCUGACGACCUGGGAGGGGGCGGAGAAAGCCAGCGAAGGAAGAAGAGGCUGUCCAGUCGAGGCUUUGAGCGACUCAGCAGCACACAGCAGGUAAAAGCACAGAGCUGCAGAAAAAGCAGUCUUCACAGCAUGCUCAACUCCAAGCUGGCUGGAGAUGUGGUUCAGCUCAAGCAAAAGGCCCAGGUUAAAAAGAAUCUCUCAGGGACAGGCUCGAGGGACAAGGAAAUUUCACUCUGCAACUCCAACCUUAAGCAUGGACACAGAAGCCAGGGCACAGGCAAAACAGACUCCAGGCGAGAGUCUGGGGGACAAAGUGAUACAGCAGCCAGUGGGGACAGUGUCCACCAAGAGAGCUGGACCGGACUGGUGCGCUGUGGACGUAAAAAGGGAUCGACCACUCUGAGCCAGCACAGAACAAAGGUUCACCGUGGCCAAAGGCACGAAGCAAUGGAGGAGGAAGAAAGCUCACCUGCAGAGAGCGACUCCUCUGAUCAAGAAGAUGAAGAAGAGGAAGGCAGUUGUGAUACUGAUGAAGUUCAAGAUUACAAAGUCCAACCCUCUAGAGAUGUCACUUUAAGCUCCUCCAUGAUUGGUCCUAGUCCAUCGUCUGUUGUAAAACUGGAGGCCAACCAGAAAGCCAGGAACAAAAAACAAAGGCAGGAGCUUUAUGGAUCCCAGAGUCUGUCUGGUGCAGAGGGGGAAGUCAAAAUCAGGAAGAAGUCCAACUCUAGGAUGGGCAUGACCACAGCAGUUAAAAAUCACCAAGACCACCAAGAUCGGCAGCCUGAAGUAGCAAGAAAAACAUGUGGGCCCAGGUCUAAGGAACCUCGGUGGGGCAGUCUUGGGACCAGAGGCAACCGCUACAGGAGGAGCAUGGGACUAGCUACCUUCCCCACCACAAGUGAGAGGCUGAAACGGGCAACCCGCAAGAGCACCAUGUUGAGAGGAGCAAUUAACAAGAGGAGAAGUUGCUGGCCAAUUGGGGGCUCAUCUUUGCAGGGCGAAGAUGGAAGCAGGGGACAAAGGAGCAAAGACCAACAGCCAAAGGGACGAGCAGUGAGUCGUUUGUUGGAGAGCUUUGCUGCUGAUGAGGGUUUUCAGAUGGAUGGUAGCAGCUUCUCAGAGGAAGAGGAGCACAGCAGCCAUUCGCGCAAAAACCCUGAAGUUCCAAACUGUGUCCUGAGCAAAGAGCUAUUAACCGAUGGCCUGAAGGUGCUGAUUUCCAAGGAGGACGAGCUUUUAUAUGCUGCCAGGGUCCACACUCUGGAGCUACCAGACAUCUUUAGUGUUGUUAUUGACGGUGAAAGAGGAAACCGCCCAAGAAUCUAUUCAUUGGAGCAACUGCUACAGGAAGCUGUCCUGGAUAUACGUCCAGAGUCGGAGGCUAUGCUGGCUGAAGGGACCAGAGUGUGCGCUUAUUGGAGUGAGCGCUCCCGCUGCUUAUACCCAGGUUAUGUUCGCCGAGGUGGUUCAUCUGAUGAGGGGAAGCAAGGCGGAGUGAUGGUAGAGUUUGAUGAUGGGGAUCGAGGGAAGAUUUCACUCCCCAACAUCCGCCUCCUGCCUCCAGGAUACCAAAUUCACUGUGGAGAGCCAUCUCCUUCCUUAUUGGUUCCCAGUGGUUCAGCAGCCAAGAGAACUUCCAGUCUGGAGCAGGCACCUAUCAGUGAGAGGCCUUCAGACAGACUGAGCACUAUCAACACUGUAAACACCACCCAAAGUCUGACCAUUAUUAAAAGAAGACCAGGGAGACCAAAGGGUUCUGGGAAAAAACAAAAGCAGCAGCAAAUUGAGAAUGCCAAUAAAAAUCCUUCACCUUUCCUGGGCUGGAGUUCAUUGACCAACACCAGAAAGAGGACAUCUGAUAAUCUCUUUCAGUUCAACGGUGCACCCAAGAGGACCUUGAAAGGAAAGGAGGAUGACCUGUUCUCUAUGACUCAUUCCCAGUCACAGGCUUCCAUCCCAACCAAAGGCCUUUUCAGCAGCAGCUCAUUUGAGGUGGAUUCCUUUAGAAGCAUUGCAAAUGGUUACUCUUCCUUCUGUACCCAGUCUGCAGGACCAGGUUCGGCUUUAUCUUUGGGUUCCAGAAGUGGGCUGUAUGGUGAAAAGCGCAAACAAGAUGAACUGGUUAUGCCAAGGAGCAAAAGGUCUGGACAAGAGUUCCUCAUCAAGUUGGAUCAUGAAGGAGUGACAUCCCCCAAGACAAAGAACAGCAAGGCUCUGCUGCUGCGAGGGGCAUCUUCCAGUGUAAGUGGCUUACCCAGGACAGAAGCAUACUCUCAUCCAGUCCUGCUGGUUAAGGAUAACAAGAAGGGAGCCUCCAGAGUAGAACUUCUUCUAAAAGGGACCACACCUCAAAGAAAGCCCUCUCCUUCUAUGCGUCUCGGGGAAUAUGGUGACUUGGGCUUCAGCUCUCACAGAGACUGUCACAGCUCCUACUCUGAUCUGGAUGAUGAAGAGGAAGAAGAAGAGGAAGAGAGGAGGGCUGCACUGGCUGCAGCCUCAGGAGGACUAAGGACUGCUGGUCGCUUCCUUUCUCGUCUCUCGGUCUCCUCCUCUUCUUCAGGUUCUUCAAGCUCCUCCUCUUCAGGCUCUCUUUCAAGUUCCAGCCUCUGUUCCUCUGAAAAUGAUUCCUCGUACAGCUCAGAGGAUGAAGAUAGUUCAACACUGAUGCUGCAGAGUUGUCUUUCUUCCCAUCGGGGGCUCCUACAACCAUCAGAACCCUCUACAUCUUCAAGGCCUCGCCAGCAUGCCUUUGUGGCCAAAGCUAUGGCUGUUUCCAGUGCCAAAGGUGCCACACCUAACCAGGUCUCCCACAGCAAGUCCUUGAAGAGGAAAGAAUGUGCAGGCUCCAUGUCUAAACCAACUAAGGAUUUUGUCAAGAAACCUAGGAUGCUUCCAGAUGAGGCUACAUUUAUUCCAAGGCCCAAGAUGUCCGCAUUCCUUUCAGGAAGACAAAUGUGGAGGUGGUCAGGAAGCCCUACACAGAGGCGAGGACUUAAGGGCAAGGCCAAGAAGCUAUUCUAUAAGGCCAUUGUGCGAGGCAGAGAAACGGUGAAAGUGGGAGAUUGCGCUGUGUUCCUCUCAGCUGGACGCCCUAACCUCCCAUAUGUGGGUCAAAUUGAGAACUUCUGGGAAUCAUGGACUUCUAGAAUGGUAGUUAAAGUCAAAUGGUUCUACCACCCUGAAGAGACAAAGUUAGGGAAAAGGCAUCGAGAUGGCAAGCAUGCCCUUUAUCAGUCGUGUCACGAGGAUGAGAAUGAUGUCCAGACAAUCUCUCACAAGUGCCAGGUGGUGAGCAGAGAGGAGUAUGAGUGUCUGACUCGCAAUCAGAAGCCGAACAGUACCUCUCCAGAUCUGUACUACCUGGCUGGGACGUACGAUCCGACCACUGGUCAGUUGGUCACUGCUGAAGGUGUUUCCAUCAUGUGCUGAUCCACUAAGGGGACACACUACUGAAGAACUUCUUCGGAGGAAGAAUAUAACGUCAUGAUUUCUCCUUUUCAACCAUUCAUUCUGGCAGAAUGGCUAAUGUUAUUUGGGUUUGCCUCCAGGACCCACAGACAAGAUGUCAGCACCAAAGCUGGACUGACUGACAUUACACACUGGAGUCUGUCGGUGUCUAACAUUUGUGAGGCCGUGAGCAUAGCUGGUUGAUCCAGUCAUUAAGAAUAGCAGAAAGUCUGUGUCUUUCUGAGCAUAGCAAAAUUCAGUAAGUGACAUUUCAACCAUCUAACUAAUCUCUUUUAAAAAGAUCCUUUGACAGCUUCACAACUCCUUUUUAAAAACUCAUGCUUCCAGCUCCUAUCAAAAGGAGAGCUGAAAUUGUAGUUGACUGUAAAAAUAACAUUAGGCUCAAGAGUCAAUGUGGACCAAUUCUUUAAAAGGUAGCCUUACCUGAGGGAAUGGAAACAAAAGUGAGGCAUGGGGCUCGACCCAAGCCUCUUCAUUCCAGGGAAGUUGAAAACAUGUAAAGGGUGUAAAGUUGAUGUCUGUAAAUAUUUUUAAAUGUUCCUAAUGAAGCCAUACACUUCAGUACCUCUCACCUGUCUUAACUGUUCAGGUGUAUAUUGUAUAGUUCAAUUAUUGUAUUGUUGUCUGUUGUCUAUAUGUACAUAAAAGCUAUUUUAUAUAGGAGUUUAUUAUGUAUAUAUGAAAUGUAUCUUUCCAUGUUUGCAAUUGAUUUAUUUUUAUAUGGGUGUAGAAUACAUUACAUUGUGUGUGCUUUUUCUUUUUUCGUUUGCUUCGGGAAGUUAAGGUUGAAGAUGUUAGUGUUGCACUGCAUAUGCCCUGCUGAGAGAGACUGAGACAGAGCACAGACAAAGACAGAAGGAUUUAGUCUACAACAGGACAAGACUCCCUUUCUAAGAGAAAGGUGUCAUUCUGUUUAAAAAGAAAAAGAAAAAAAACCCCACAUAGGUCAAGUGGCUUUUUGCGUAAUUGUCUGUUCCUUCACAUUUUCGUUUGGCUAUUUUUUAUUUAUUUACCUCUCUGAUGGUCAUCAUCACAAAGGCAGAUCAGACUAAACCGCAGCCACAGGUCAAAAGUGAUUUAAGAUGUGAUACGAGCGUACCGUUACGGCACAACGUUUGUGUGUGAUGAGUGUCCCGACAAUAUAAUCGUGUCCACACAAAUCAAUGUUACACAAAACUGGAUCUUUUAAUGAAAAUGUGUUAAAUGUGCAAUGCACUCAUCAGUGCAUAGUUUAGCAUAAUAUGGCCUACAAAAUACCAAAGUGUCUUUAAUAUCUUAAUUUCCUUUAUUUAAAAAACAAGCACCUGUACUGAACACAGAAAUCACUGGUAACUUAUAAAAUAAUUGUCCUCCACUAUGUGCAAAUUUACUGGCUUUGCAUUGUGACAAUGGUUUCUUGCACACGUACCUGCAGUUUUGGUUAGUACAUAAAUAUGUACCAAAAUGCCACCUGGAGGUGUGACUGUGAAGGUCAAGGUACUGAUAAGGAAAGAAGAUGAGUACUGACAAUUUGUUGAAAUGAGUCCAUUUUUAGUUUCAUUAGCCGUCUGUGUCUAUUUUGUACAGUACACAUACAUCCUUGAUGCUAACUGUGAAGGACAAUCAGAUUCACAAAGCAAUGGACAUAGAGCAGGUUUACUCGAUCUGGAAAUUACUUAUGUUAUUUAAUUUGUGCCAAGUACAUUUUCUCUAUUUUUGUCUUAUUUGAUAUGCAAUCCUGAGUAUUUUUUUGCUCACAAAGUUUUAUUUUGUUUGCCAACAUUUUAUUUAUUGUCAAUGUUGCUGUUCAUGCCAAGAGCGCUUUAUGAGAAUGUGACAUUGUUUUUUUCUUGGUGUGAUGUCGCAUUUGCAUUUCUUAAAUAAAACUGGUCUUAUAGAGGCCAUUUAGUGAAAAAAAAAGAUUAAAAAAUAAAGCAACACUGGAUUCUUCUCAUCCAAAAACCUCUGUGAUUUAAUUCUGUUAUUUUGACUGUUUCCCACUCAUCUUACUGUUCAUUUUCUAUUACUAAACAUUACAUCAUUAUAUGGACAAAAGCAUUGCCCACA
Messenger RNA from Oreochromis aureus, 18030 nucleotides. RefSeq names its product BAH and coiled-coil domain-containing protein 1. The transcript has 28 exons. Bases 7375 to 15945 code for a protein of 2856 amino acids. The record is from RefSeq and is a predicted model, not a curated record. Lineage: Eukaryota; Metazoa; Chordata; Actinopteri; Cichliformes; Cichlidae. Gene Ontology annotation, molecular function: chromatin binding.